Messenger RNA from Anarrhichthys ocellatus (wolf-eel), 3273 nucleotides. RefSeq names its product von Willebrand factor A domain-containing protein 5A-like. The transcript is spliced from 20 exons. Lineage: Eukaryota; Metazoa; Chordata; Actinopteri; Perciformes; Anarhichadidae. The coding region runs from base 500 to 3265 and encodes 921 amino acids. The record is from RefSeq and is a predicted model, not a curated record.
UCUUCUGCUGUGCGUCUAUUUAAAUAGUCUGUUUAUCGAUACUAAGUCGGCCCACAACACUGCGCAACCUGUAUUAAUGCUGGAUAUGUUGAUGUCGCAGUGGGUUUGAAUUUGUACAAUAAAUUUACUGGAAUAUCGUGAUACCAUAACAAAAGAAAUAAAGAAGAAGUUACGUUAAUAAAUAAAAUAAAUGAACAUCAGACUGUUGUCAUCUUAAUCUGUAAUUUCCCGUCAGAGAUUCGAUUUAUAGUCUCAUCAGUAACAUUAAGCGAACAGCUGUCCAGAUCUAUUUAAAUAGGCUAAACAGUUUCAUAAUGAACACUUACAGCUAAAAGAAUCAAUGCGCAGACUGAACCAGGAAGGGCGGAGCAGAGAGGUACAGCGGUAGUAGAAUGUAUUAUUAUUAUUAUUAUUAAUUAUAAUAAUUAAUUAUUAUUUUUUAACUUUGGUGAUCUGUGCAGUGAAUUUAUAAAAUGUAUCGUUGGGAUUUUAUGUUCUUAUGUUCAGUCCUGUGGUCAGCAUGUUUAACCGUAAUUCCUAUAUGUUUUGGUGGCAUUUAUAUACAAAUAUGUAUAUUACAUAUAUGUAUAUGUAUAAUGUACAAAUAAUGUUUAUUAGUUUUCAUAAACACGUAUUUUGCUUGCUGAAUGUCCAGACUGUACAGUACAUUACCAUCCAUCUCUGCAGCAUGAAGUCCUCAGGUGUCCUUGUUGAUUGUUGUACAGGUAUGAUGGUGAACUGCUGUGGUCUGCUAACCUCCCAGAAGGAACCAGUUCCUCUGAAGAGCGUGGAGGUGGAGCUGGAGGUGAGGGACCAUGUGGCUACAGUGGUCUCCACUCUGAACUAUGAGAACAAGGAGGACAAACCACUAGAGGCUGUUUUUGUCUUCCCUCUGCCUGGAGAUGCUGCUGUCUGUCAUUUCAGUGCUAAGAUUGGACAGACACACAUUGUAGCUGAGGUGAAGGAGAAACAGGAGGCUCGUGAGGAGUAUGACGAUGCUUUGAGCUCCGGUCAGCAGGCCUUCCUGCUGGAGGAGAGUGAGCAGAGUCCAGAUAUAUUCUCUCUGAGUGUGGGCAGUCUGCCUCCAGGAGAGAGCGCCUCCAUCAGGCUGGAGUACGUCAUUGAGCUGGCUGUGCAGGCUGAUGAAGGGCUGAGGUUUUGUCUGCCUGCUGUGCUCAACCCUCGCUACGAACCUCAGGGUAGUGAAGGUGGCAACGUUCAGGUGACCUCUGUUCCAGCCUCUCUGGUGCCCUACAGUCUGUCUUUCUCUGCCCGAGUGUCCUCUCCUCGUCCCGUCUCUAAAGUAGAGUCCAACUGUCCCCUGGACCCUCUCCAGCACCUCAACACAGAGCAAACCCAGGUGGCGGUCAAGUUGGCUGCAGGACACAAGUUUGACAGAGAUGUUGAACUGCUGAUUUAUUACAAUGAUGCCCACCAGCCCACUGCUGUGGUGGAGGCAGGACAGGCCUCCUCCAAGCCUGGCACUCUGAUGGGUGAUCCAGUAGUGAUGCUGAGCCUGUACCCUGAGUUCCCCCAGGCUGUGACGUCUUCAGUCGCUUCAUGUGGAGAGUUUGUCUUCUUAUUGGAUCGAUCUGGCAGUAUGAGUGGUGGACAAAUAAAGAGUGCCAGGGAUACUCUGCUGCUCCUGUUGAAGAGCGUACCACUAGGCUGCUAUUUCAACAUCUACAGUUUUGGGUCCAGCUAUGAACACAUCUUCCCUAAGAGUGUAGAGUACAACCAGAAGACCAUGGAAGAGGCUCUGAAGAAAGUUGACAAGAUGGAGGCUGAUCUGGGAGGAACUGAGAUCCUUGAGCCCCUCAAACACAUUUACAGUCAACCCUGCAUUCCCAAUCAACCUAGACAACUAUUUGUCUUUACUGACGGAGAGGUAGGGAACACCAAAGAAGUCAUCAAUCUGGUGAAGCAGAACUCAGGUUCCCACAGGUGUUUCUCUUUUGGGAUUGGGGAAGGGGCCAGCUCUGCUCUCAUCAACGGGUUGGCCAAGGAAGGAGGAGGUCACGCUCAGUUCAUCACAGGGACGGACAGGAUGCAACCCAAAGUGAUGCAGUCGCUGCGAUUUGCUCUGCAACCAGCUGUGGUGGACAUCUCAGUCACGUGGGAUUUGCCAAAGGGAGUUUCCGUCACUGCUCUCUCUCCACCAAUCACAGCACUGUUCCAGGGUCAAAGGUCACUGGUUUAUGCCCAGCUCACUGGACAGAGUUCAGAGGCCUCAGAGGGCUGUGUGACGGUGAAGUACAGUCUGGCAGGUCAUCCCUCUCAGAACCAGCUUCACUUCAGUCUCAGACCUGCAGAGGACACUGGAUUAACAGUCCACAGGUUGGCUGCUCGGACUCUGAUUCGCUCCCUGGAGAUGGAGGAGAGAGAGUGUGAAGAAGAGGAAGAUGGAGAAGUGAAGAAGAAGAAGGUGGUGGAGCUCAGUGUCCAAUCAGGAGUGAGCAGUGCCUUCACUGCUUUCAUUGCUGUCAACAAAGGCAACAGCGAAGCUAUUCAAGGACCUCUGGUGCGCAGAAAUGUUCCAACACCCAUGAUGAUGGCCUGGGGUAUGCCCCAGAAUUUGUCCUGUUGUGCUCCUGUGAGGAAUAUUAACCCUAAUAUCUUUGAAGACUUAUCUAUUACCAGCCAUGGUCGUACUAAAUCUUGCAAGAGCAGAGAGAAGGGAGGCGCCAGCCGAAAUGUAUUCUCCAAUUUGAAGAAGAAGCUAGUUGCCUCAAUGAAACCACAGAAGAAUUCUCUGGAGAGUCAUGGUGUUUCUCACUGCUACGCAAGCCUAAAGCCUAUGUCUCUGUCCAGUGAGCGUGAUGAGUCCGAGGAGUGUGAUUAUGAUGAUUCGAUGUACAUGGGAACCGGAUUUAAAAUUAAACCCCAUCCAUGUAGCUUGACCGGCUUGCCCAAACAGCCACCCAGAGACCCUUUGCUGCAGCUGGUCUCCCUCCAGAAGGCGUCUGGCUGCUGGGUGCUGGAUCCAGAUCUGGCUGCUGCACUGGGAAAGACCAGCGAGGAGGUGGAGAAGCCAAAGCCUGCAUCGGUGAACCAGGACGUGUGGGCCACCAUUCUGGCUCUGACCUGGCUUCAUGGUUUCAAGAUGGAUGCUCAGGAAGAGUGGGAGCUUCUGGCUAUGAAGGCUGUGUCAUGGCUCCGAGCUCAGAAAGGUAAAAACCAUAAUACGUCAUGUGUGAAGGAGUGUGUGGAAGCAGGAAAUGCUCUGUUGGGUUGCAACGUGCAGAAAGACUCCCUGGGGAUCUGAGGUUUUCA